Messenger RNA from Saprolegnia parasitica CBS 223.65, 746 nucleotides. RefSeq lists its product as hypothetical. The record is from RefSeq and is a predicted model, not a curated record. The coding region runs from base 56 to 694 and encodes 212 amino acids. The transcript is spliced from 3 exons. NCBI's taxonomy places the organism in Eukaryota, Oomycota, Saprolegniomycetes, Saprolegniales, Saprolegniaceae.
AUGAAAUAGCUCGGCGUGGCAACGGCUGCGACGCAUAUUCAGGCGAAGCAGAAGCAUGGCGAAGACAAGCAGCGCAGCCGCCUGGAGCGCCUGGAUGGACCGGCUCGAGAACGCGCGGGUCUCGCAGCAGAGCCUGAGCUCGAUGGUCCGGACGAGCGCGGCCACAAACCUGGGCACGAGCGUCUUUGCCCUGCAGCAGAGUGCCGCCAAACUGCGUCGCGACUUUGACGCGAUGACCGCAGUCCCAACGUCCAACGCUGUCGCGACGCCGCAAGAGAUUCGGCGGCGAGAAGACCUUCUGAAGACGCUGGAAGCCCAGACGUCGGCGCUCUUAACGACGUACAAUAGUCGCGCCCAAGGCACGCGCGGGGCGUCGACGGUCGAGGCAGGCUCGCAAAUGCUGCGCAUCCAGAACCAAAUGAUGCAAGACCAGGACGACCAGCUCGCGAUCAUCGGGUCGGGCGUGGCGAAUCUGAAGCAUUUUUCGUUUGCGAUCAAGGACGAGACCGACUUGCACCACCGACUGCUUGACGAUAUGAACCAGGACAUUGACCGCGCGACGGUCGGGCUCGAAUCGGAAGGCGACCGCGCUGAGCUCGUGGCCAAGCGCAGCAGCAACUUUCGGUUGUACCUUGCGAUCCUCGUGCUCUCGGCCAUCCUCGUCUUUGAACUCGUCAUUGGCGGCAGCAAAUAAGAUGUAGCGCAAUACAGUUUAUUUUAAAAAUGACACAGAAAGCCAAUAUGAC